Didymodactylos carnosus is the source of this 2004-nucleotide messenger RNA. The record is from the annotation of a GenBank genome assembly. Lineage: Eukaryota; Metazoa; Rotifera; Eurotatoria; Philodinida; Philodinidae.
AUGACUAUCCACCGAGUAAGUAAUCCAAAUUCCCUAAAAUUUGCUUCACGGAAAAAAGUUGGCGAUAAUUAUCAACAUCACAAUAGUGAAAAUUGGGACGAUCCGGAUUAUAUUAAUGAUCAUCGUGUAUCACAGCGUCGUAGUGUUUUAAUCGCUCAAAAACGUGAAGCCGAUGAACACAUUGUUCAGAAACAUUUUGAAAGAUUAAGACAAAAAUGUAAAUUGACCAAUGCUCAAUUUCAGGAUAACACAUUUCCAGCGAAUAGUUACUCAUUAUACAUUAAUGGUCAUUCACUAUCAGAAACCACUAUUCAGUUGUUACCUCAUCAAUCGCACCCACAUCAUGUACAAACAGUUGUUCAAUGGUUAAGAUCUGAUAAAAUACUGACACACCAUCGGGCAGAAAAUGUUCGUACACAAUGGACAGUAUUCAGAGAUCCAAAGCCAAAUGAUGUUUUACAAGGAGCGUUAGGUGACUGUUGGUUUAUUACUGCAUUAAGUGUUCUUGCAGAAAAACCCAAAUAUUUAAAGGAGGUUUUAAUUACUCAGGAAUACAAUCCUGAAGGUAUUUAUUAUGUUCGACUAUGCAAAGAUGGUAUGUGGACUCAAGUACUUGUUGAUGAUCGUUUUCCAUGUACGAAAUUUCACACACUUGCAUAUUCACAAGCACAGCGAAAACAAUUAUGGGUAGCAUUAAUUGAAAAGGCACUAGCAAAAUUAAAUGGGAGUUAUGAAGCAAUUAUAGCUGGACAAUGUUGUGAAGGCCAAUUCAAUAAUUCCGCUGAUAAAAAUGCGAAUUAUAAUAAAUUGUGGGAAAAAUUGUUACAUUCUCGUGAUAGUGGAUUUCUUAUGUGUGCUAUGUGUAGUAAUAGUUCAAUAGAUAAAGAAGAAUUUGAAAAAUCUGGUCUAUUAAACACUCAUGCUUACUCUUUACAAGAUGUCAAGGAGGUGAAUGGUCAUCGUCUAUUACGGUUAAGAAAUCCAUGGGGUGGUACCUAUCGAUGGUUAGGUGAUUGGUCUGAUGAUUCAUCAUUAUGGACGCAGAAUCCAGAAUUACGCUCUGAAUUAUUGCGUGAAAAACGUAGUAAGAAAGACGGUGUGUUUUGGAUGCCCUUUCUAUCAUUUGUCAAAUAUUUUGAAUAUACUGAUAUAUGUAAGCUGAGAGAAGGCUGGUACGAAGUAAGAGACAGUGCCAACUUUUAUCCAGGAACACUAACACAAAACGACCAAAAACAACAACAACAACAACGUUCGUUAUCCACAUCAUCGUUACCUGAACAAAGCGAACCACGGCAAGAAACAUCUUUAUCAUUGUUAACAGCAACAAAUAAAAAGUUUAUGCAAGCUUAUUAUUUGACAAUAAAAAAUGAGACCGAAUUAGAUAUUACAUUAUAUCGUAAAAUAAAUAAAAAUUUACGUACUCAACGAAGUGAAGUGAGUUUAUGUGUAGCCAUUGUUACUAUUCACAGUUCACUUGCAAUCGAUUUAGAACGUGUUACGUUUCCUAUUCGACUUCAACGUGAAUUCUUAAUUAGACUCUGUGUAAUCUAUGGUGAAAAAGUAAAUACGAAUACUCGAAAAAAAAAAUUUUGGAAAAAGAAAUCUGAUGGCAUAGUUAUUUAUGAAUUAAAAAAAUUCUGGGAUGGUCUCGUGAUAUUAGUUGAGAAUAGACGACAGACAAAAUAUGUUCAUUUUCAUCUUCGAUGUACAUUAACUCAAAAUGCGUUUAUAUCUCGACAAGAAAAGCAUGAACUAUAUGAUUCAAUACCGCCAUUACAUCGUCAAAUAGUGGUGACUAUUUCUAGAAAAAAUGCCUCUCAUUCAUUCACCAUAGGUCACGAAUAUGUAAAUUAUAAACUAUCUACGGAUAGCCAGAUUAAACAUUUAAAGAAUAGACGUAAAUAUGAUCACUAUCCUGAAAUAAGUAUGGACAAUGACGACGAUAUUCACAUUCCACAAAAAAUACCAGACAACGAAUCUUUCCAGGUCGAAGAAUCGUACUAA